AAAGUGUGCUUGGGGGGAAGAGAGAAAAUGUUUUGUACUGUUUAUCCUGACGUCAGUUAGUACGGCUUGCACUACUGCGGUUGUCUCGCAACUACGUUUGAGCAAGAAUUCGGGAAUCGAUAGGCUGGAGUCCACAACUUGCAAAUCGUUCCUCGAGGAGUCACUGAAAUGAUUUCUGCAGAUAUUCCAAACUGGACUAAAACAACACAAUGAACACCUGUGCUUUUCUGCUGCUCCUGGCCGUUCAAAUCUACGCCGAAGGCAUAGAGGGACCAACAGCAGCAGGCUGCACCUUUGACGAGGAUUCUGAGCCCAGUCUGUGUGACUUCACCCAAGGCGAGGAGGAUGACUUUGACUGGCAGCUCUUCCGGACACACAACUCGCCCUACGCCUCUUCUGACCUCCUCUGUGGUUCCUAUAUGCUGGUGAACUCUUCCCAGCAUGCUGCAGGGCAUCGCGCCCAGCUCUUACUGCAGACGCUGAGUGAAAAUGACACACACUGCGUCCAGUUCAGCUACUUCCUGUACAGCCGCGAUGGCCACAGUCCAGGGGCACUGCGGGCGUACGUUCGGGUCAACGGCGGCCCGCUGGGUAGCCCAGUAUGGAACACGUCGGGGUCCCACGGACGACAGUGGCACCAAGUGGAGCUGGCUGUCAGCACCUUCUGGCCCAAUGAGUACCAGGUCCUGAUCGAAGCAACUGUUUCCAGGGAGCGGCGAGGCUACAUCGCCAUGGAUGACAUCCUGCUCCUGACCUAUCCCUGUUAUAAGGCACCCCACUUCUCCCGGCUGGGAGAUGAGGAGGUCAACGCUGGGCAGAAUGCCACCUUCCAGUGUGUGGCAUCGGGCCGGGCAUCGGAAGCUGAGAAGUUCCUACUGGAGAGGCACAGUGGGGACGUGACAUCUACAGCCUUGGUCAAGCACCUGAGUCACCGGCGCUUUGUGGCAUCAUUCCAGGUGGACAGUGUGCAGCGCAACGACCAGGACCUGUACCGAUGUGUCACCCAGUCCUCCAGGGGCUCUGGGGUCUCCAACUUCGCUGAGCUCAUUGUCAAAGUUCCCCCCUCCCCUAUUGCGCCCCCACAGUUGCUGCGAGCGGGCUCCACAUAUCUGAUCAUCCAGCUCAACACCAACUCCAUCCUGGGAGAUGGCCCUAUCAUCAGGAAGGAGAUUGAGUAUCGGGCCAGCCAAUCACCUUGGUCCGAGGUCCAUGGGGUCAACAUGGUCACCUACAAGCUGUGGCACCUGGACCCAGACACGGAGUAUCACAUAAGUGUGUUGCUGACCCGGCCCGGAGAGGGCGGCACCGGACCACCCGGACCACCCCUUAUCAGCAGGACUAAGUGUGCAGAACCAACACGGGCCUUGCGAGGUCUCACAGCCUCAGAGAUCCAGUCCAGGCAGCUGACCCUGCAGUGGGAGACGCUGGCCUACAACUUAACCCGCUGCCACACCUACUCUGUGUCCCUGUGCUACCGCUAUGCCACCGUAGGGGGCGGCGGCGGGCACAACACUACUGUGCGCGAGUGCCUGGCGGUGGAGCACAAUGCCUCACGCUUCACCCUGCGCGACCUGCCGGCCUACCACUCCAUCCGGGUCCGUCUGGCGCUCGCCAACCCUGAGGGCAAAAAGGAGGGUCGGGAGGUUACCUUCCAGACUGAAGAGGACAUUCCCGGUGGCAUCGCCCCUGAAUCGCUGACCUUCACCCCCCUGGAGGACAUGAUUUUCCUCAAGUGGGAGGAGCCAGUGGAACCCAAUGGUCUCAUCACCCAAUACGAGAUCAGCUAUCAGAGCAUUGAGUCGUCUGACCCGGGCAUCAACGUGCCAGGACCUAGGAGAACAGUGUCGAAACUGAGGAACGAGACCUAUCACAUGUUCUCCAACCUUCACCCUGGCACCACAUAUCUGAUUUCUGUCCGCGCCCGCACAACCAAGGGCUUCGGCCAGACCGCCCUAACUGAGAUCACCACCAACAUUUCAGCUCCUAUGUUUGACUAUGGAGACAUGCCGUCCCCUCUGAGUGAAACAGAGAGCACGAUCACUGUGUUGCUUCGCCCCGCCCUGGGCAGGGGAGCACCCGUCAGUACGUACCAGGUUGUGGUAGAGGAGGAGAGUGGCAGGAAGGUGAAGAGGGAACUGGGGGUUCAGGACUGUUACCCUCUGCCCAUGUCCCAUGGGGAGGCCCAAGCCAGAGGGACCCCCCACUACUACACGGCCGAGCUGCCUCCCAGCAGCCUGCCUGAAGCCAGCCCCUUCACAGUGGGAGACAACCACACCUACAAUGGCUACUGGAACACCCCGCUGGAUCCCCGCAAGAGCUACCUUGUCUACUUCCAGGCAAUGAGCAACUUCAGAGGGGUUAAAGUGGCAGCGCACGGUGAAGGCUCCGUGCAGGGAGUGAGGAACGUUGACAGAUGGCCUGCUCAAUCAAAAGCCAUGAAGGCAUAUCAUUCUGUCGCAUCCCAGGAAACCAGAAUGAACUGCAUCCGAAUAGCCCGGAAAGCGGCCUGUAAGGACCACCGACGGGCUCUGGAGGUGUCCCAACACUCAGAGGAGAUGGGGCUGAUCCUGGGGGUGUGUGCUGGGGGCCUGGUGGUGCUCAUCCUUCUCCUGGGGGCCAUCAUCAUCAUAAUCAGGAAGGGAAGGGACUACUACUCUUACUCUUACUAUCCGAAGCCAGUGAACAUAAAUAAGACACCCAUAACGUACCGUCAGGAGAAGAGUCACAUGGGUUCGAUGGAGCGCAGUUUCACUGACCAGAGUACCCUGCAGGAGGAUGAGCGCAUGGCCCUCUCUGCAGCACGCAUGGCACACACCUGCAGCACGCGCAGUGAGCAGCGUAGCUCAGUGAACGAGUCCAGUAGUCUUCUGGGGGGUUCGCCGCGACGCCAGUGUGGGCAUAAGGGUUCACCCUACCACACUGGUCAGCUCCACCCUGCUGUGCGCGUGGCCGACCUUCUCCAGCACAUCAACCAGAUGAAAACUGCAGAGGGCUACGGCUUCAAACAGGAGUAUGAGAGCUUCUUUGAUGGCUGGGACUGCACCAAAAAGAAGGACAAAACUAAAGGGAGGCAUGACACGUUGAUGGGAUGUAAGUCAUCAUGGACAUGCCAGCCUUCUUGUGACGAAAGCACUGAUCACCACGACCGCCACAGAGUCAAGCUCCACCCACUCCUGGGAGACCCCAACUCUGACUACAUCAAUGCCAACUACAUAGACAUUCGGAUUAACAGGGAAGGCUACCAUCGAUCCAACCACUUCAUAGCCACUCAGGGGCCCAAGCAGGAGACAGUGUAUGACUUCUGGAGGAUGGUGUGGCAGGAGAACUGCUUCAGCAUUGUCAUGAUCACUAAACUGGUAGAGGUAGGCAGGGUGAAAUGCUGUAAAUACUGGCCUGAUGACAGUGAGAUGUAUGGAGACAUCAAGAUUACACUGCUGAAGACGGAAACACUUUCAGAGUACACAGUUCGUACUUUUGCCAUGGAGAGGAGGGGCUACUCAGCUAAACACGAGGUGCGUCAGUUCCACUUCACGUCCUGGCCGGAGCAUGGGGUUCCCUACCACGCCACAGGCCUGCUGGCCUUCAUACGGCGCGUCAAAGCAUCCACUCCCCCUGAUGCCGGACCCGUGGUCGUCCACUGCAGUGUGGGGGCGGGCCGCACAGGCUGCUACAUCGUGCUGGACGUCAUGCUGGACAUGGCCGAGUGUGAGGGCGUGGUGGACAUCUACAACUGUGUCAAAACCCUCUGCUCACGACGCAUUAACAUGAUCCAGACAGAGGAGCAGUACAUAUUCAUCCAUGAUGCCAUCCUGGAGGCUUGUCUGUGUGGAGAGACAGCCAUCUUGGUGAAUGAGUUUGCCCUCACCUACAAAGACAUGCUGCGGGUGGACUCUCAGAGCAACUCCUCCCAGCUACGAGAAGAGUUCCAGACGUUGAACUCGGUCACCCCUCACCUGGACGUGGAGGAGUGCAGCAUCGCCCUGCUCCCCAGGAACCGGGAGAAGAACCGCAGCAUGGACGUGCUGCCGCCCGACCGCGCCCUGGCAUUCCUGGUCACCACUGAGGGCGAGAGCAACAACUACAUCAACGCGGCACUCACUGACAGCUUCCACCAGCCCGCUGCCUUCAUCGUCACCCCUCACCCGCUCCCCGGCACCACCGCUGACUUCUGGAGGUUGGUGUUCGACUACGGCUGCACCUCGGUGGUCAUGCUCAACCAGCUCAACCAGUCCAACUCUGCCUGGCCCUGUGUCCAAUACUGGCCAGAGCCUGGUCUACAGCAGUAUGGGCCAAUGGAGGUUGAGUUCCUGUCCACGUCAGCUGACGACGACGUCAUCACUCGUCUGUUCCGUGUCAAAAACGUGACAAGACUCCAGGAGGGCCAGCUGGUGGUGUGUCAGUUCCAGUUCCUGCGCUGGUCAGCCUACCGCGACGUGCCCGACUCCAAGAAGGCCUUCCUCAGCCUGCUGGCUCAUGUGCACAAGUGGCAGAGGGAGUGUGGAGAUGGCCGCACUGUUGUCCACUGCCUGAGCGGCGGUGGGCGCAGUGGGACAUUCUGUGCCAGCACCAUCCUGCUGGAGAUGAUCCAGUACCAGAACAUGGUGGACAUCUUCUACUCCGUCAAGACGCUCCGCAACUCCAAACCCAACAUGGUGGAGUCACUGGACCAGUACCGAUUCUGCUACGACCUUAUCCUGGAGUACUUGGACUGCAUAGAAGAUAGCAUGAGAUAGCAAUGUUCCGUAGCUGGUGCAUCUCGUGGGCUGUGACUGCUGACUAGGUUACAUACCCUGUGACCCCCUCAACAUUUACUUUAUUGUUUGGAUUAAUGGGCCUAAACUGUUGUGAAGGACAACAAUAGAUAAAAAUAAAAAAGGGGGAAGUGCUCCUCACUUUUAACCCUUAAAUGUA
Messenger RNA from Salmo salar (Atlantic salmon), 4911 nucleotides. The record is from RefSeq and is a predicted model, not a curated record. Lineage: Eukaryota; Metazoa; Chordata; Actinopteri; Salmoniformes; Salmonidae.